AACAUGAAAUAACAAAGUCGACAGAAACAAACAGCCUUUCAGGCCCUUUGAUCGGCUGCAGCGCAGCAUAAACACUCCCACACGCUCCAGUCAUAUCCUCCGCCGGCCACAAAUGAGGCGUUCGAGUGACAGUCGUCUCAGAGCUCCUCGCGGCGUGUCUCAGGCGUCCCCCACCACCACCACCCUGUGCGUGUGGCGGCUUGCCUGCAGCGCCUCUGUUGCGGGAUGAACGCCAAGUGGUGGAGCUGCGUGCUGGCGCUGCUCUGCAUGCCUGCCGAGGUGACGCUGAUCUCCGGGACAGCUUCCCAAAGCCCAUUGUUCAUUUCCAAUGUGUGGAUCAAUUCGUCAUUUGAGAUCAAAUGCGCCACAUUCCUACCACACCCAAUCGGCCUCUCUCUGAAUAGGCGCUUCCUUGGAAAUGAGCAAAUUCUGUACCUCCACUUUUCCGAUGGAGUUGUUACCAAGAACACUAUACUUGAUAAAUUUCAAAACAGAAUUAGCAUAACCAAAGAGCAUCAGGAUUCAGGAGCCAACUAUCAGUUUAAGCUCAAGCUGUCCCGUCUGGAGCUGGAAGACACAGACUUGUAUUACUGCAGCUGGACCUACUUAGACGAACAGUACAAUAACUGUGACUUGAAGAGCAAUGGGAGCAUCGUCAUUGUCAGAGAGGCCAGGCCCGUUAAAGAAUGCAGCGUCCCCACCGUGGAUAUGACCCUGAUCUACCUGAGCAUCGCGGCUGCAAUCGGCGUGUUCCUGACGAUCGUCGGCCUGUUUGUGAGGUGCAGGAGGCUCAAGAAGAACUUCCAGCCUUUCAGAGGUUACGCCCCUCCCUUGCCGCCGAGACCCUCACGGCCUCCGCAGACCUCCAGACCCAACCAGCCUCGGAACAUCUACACGCACCAGCAGCAGACCGCCGAUCACCGCCCCUAUAUGAUGGCGUCCACAAAAACCUACGGCAAUUUUGGCAACCUGUGAUGCUAAGCGCCGAUGCCAACUGAUGAUAAAAUCUCAUUUUUGCAGUGAGGGCAUCUGAAAAGCACUCUGGCUGUAAAUAGCUAGUGGAACUGGUUAGCUGUAUGCAGUGCCUUUCACUUCCUUGACAUCUAAUUUACCCUUUUUGUCUGCAGAAAUGUGUCUCAGCUACCACAUCCUGAAAGAAGCGAGAAUGUAUAGGUGUGAGUGACAGUGCGAGCUUUGUUUGUGAUGGAAAAUUGCAAAGUUAGCUUUGUUUCCAUUUCUGCUUGCUGUGCAGGUUUCCUUGACCCAUGAAGGCUUCAAAUGAACUUCAGACUCUCAUGCAAUUAUUUUUCUCCCUUGUAUAUAAUGUGUACUUUUGCCUGUUUUAAUAUUACAAUAAAUGAAAAAUGUUCAAAAGCACA
Messenger RNA from Poeciliopsis prolifica (blackstripe livebearer), 1379 nucleotides. RefSeq lists its product as uncharacterized. The transcript is spliced from 4 exons. NCBI's taxonomy places the organism in Eukaryota, Metazoa, Chordata, Actinopteri, Cyprinodontiformes, Poeciliidae. Gene Ontology annotation, molecular function: signaling receptor activity. Gene Ontology annotation, biological process: adaptive immune response. Gene Ontology annotation, cellular component: membrane. The record is from RefSeq and is a predicted model, not a curated record. The coding region runs from base 226 to 975 and encodes 249 amino acids.